Sinocyclocheilus rhinocerous is the source of this 2100-nucleotide messenger RNA. RefSeq names its product zinc finger protein 260-like. Gene Ontology annotation, cellular component: nucleoplasm; nucleus. Gene Ontology annotation, molecular function: RNA polymerase II cis-regulatory region sequence-specific DNA binding; DNA-binding transcription repressor activity, RNA polymerase II-specific. The record is from RefSeq and is a predicted model, not a curated record. The transcript is spliced from 6 exons. NCBI's taxonomy places the organism in Eukaryota, Metazoa, Chordata, Actinopteri, Cypriniformes, Cyprinidae. Gene Ontology annotation, biological process: regulation of transcription by RNA polymerase II. Bases 168 to 1634 code for a protein of 488 amino acids.
AAAUAGCACAAACGGAUGUUGUCGACUCAUUGGCCAGCUUCGCGUUUCGAGCUGUAUAAAACGGUUUGAGCUCCAGACCCGUAGACAUAACGUUACUCCUUUGGACGGAUUUAUUGUAACUGCCUCACUGUUAUUAAAGGAGCUUAAUCUUAAUAGAUACCGACUCAAUGGCAAAUAUUAUAACGUUUCAGACGCAAAUCGCUUCAGUCAUGGAAGUACUCGCAAACGCCGCUGUGGCAGAAAUAUGCAAACUUGUUGAGGACAGCUAUACCGAAUUACAGCUUGAAAUAUCUCAAACACAAAAGGAGAAUAACCUCCUUAAAAAGAAAUUGAAAGUGAUAGAAAUCCGGGAUUCGUUUUAUCGAAGAGCUCGCAAACUAAGAAACGAAUCAACUGCCUUGACAAAAACAGGUGUUCACGAAAAAGCAUCAGGUCGAAUUAGUGUGAAAAUCGCUUCGCUGUCUAAUGAGGGUGGGGAUGAAGAUGAAACAGCUCGCUCCCGUAAAGUCUCGCAUCUUCAACCCGAAAGACUAGACCAGUCUGUAGAGAAUGACGAGCCAGACAUUCUCCUUAUUAAAGAGGAGAGAGCUGGCAACGAGAGGUGUGAACAGUCAGAAAGAGAAACAGAGACUACUGAAAAUCAUAAAGAUGACAGCCAGUACAGGAGUGCAGGAGUCUUUGUAACAGUCCGCAGAGAUAACUUCAUAGACCAGAACACAGUCCAGCACUGCCAUCAAGAGUCUGUAGAAGAUGAGGAGCUAGAUGUUCUCAUUAUUAAAGAGGAGAGACCUGACAACAUGAGGUGUGAACAGUCAGAAAGAGAAACAGAGACUACUGAAAAUCGUGAAACGACUAUGGAGAGAUGUUGUGAUGGAGACGCAGAGACUAACCUGCAGCCUGUCCCUUCCUUCCCCUCAUGGGUUUCCAGGAGAUUGGACGCAACCACAAAUCAUCCCUCCUAUGCUGAAUCUGAAUGCAACGGAGGACCUUCUGUGAAUCAGUACUUGAUGUACAGAAGAAGUGCAGAUCCCAUGUGUUCCUAUGCAACUCCAAUGGACUCUAAUGGCUUGUCUAUGCCUGAUAUGGAAGGCCAUUUAACACACAGCGAUGAAGGUAACAACAUUUCUCAAUCCGAGCGGUCCCGUUUCACACCAAGCUUUUCUUUCAAACAGUCAGACUCUCCUCAGAUGCAAAGGAAAGACAAGUUCAUAUGUAAACAUUGUGGAAAAGCGUUCUCUCAACCCAGCACUUUCCUCUUGCAUCAAAAACUUCAUAACAGGGAGAGGCUUCACCACUGUACACUCUGCGGUAAGCGAUUUAGUCAGGCGUCUAGUCUCAAAAGACACCAUAGCAUCCACAGAGGAGAAAAACCUUUCAGAUGCGUGCACUGUGGCAAGCAGUUCGCAGAUCAAAGUAACCUCAAAAAACAUGUGACUGUUCACACAGGUGAAAAGCCUUAUGGUUGCAACCUUUGUGGGAAAAUGUUCAACCAGUCUUCAAACCUCAAAACACACAUGAGGAUCCACACACGUGAGAAGCCUUUUGGUUGUGAUCGAUGUGGGCGGAUGUUUGCACACAAGUAUAUUUUGGUGAAACACCAACAGAGAAUCUGUGUGUCUGCUGGACAAUUCUAGACUUCACAAGGUAGAGAAUACUCCCAUUGGUACCUAUCAUUAAUUUAAUCAGCUUAAUUUACAUUGGAGUGGAAAAUGCACUGGUGCACAUUAUUCCAAAUAAUAAAUAAGAAUCUUUUAUCAAGUGCAAUAAUUGUUUUUUUUUUUUUUUUUUGGUUGUCAACAUCUGCUUCUUCUUACAAACCACAACGUUCCAUUCUGAAAUGGACACUUUUGAUGAUCCAAACAAUUCUUGAUGGAUAAAAUAAUUUAUUUUCUCAUCGGAUAUCCUGUUUCACUGAGAAAUACAUCAGAUUUCUGAAGUAAACUGAGCUGCGAUCAGCAUUUCAUGUUGAUUCAUUUUUCUUAGCUAUGUUACAAUGUACAGUAAUUGAAAAUAGUCUUUAACAAACAAUUUAGAUUAUCUCAGAAAUGAUUAUUGUAUACAUUUUAACUUAAAAGACUGCUAAAUGCUGUUAUGUAACAU